Poeciliopsis prolifica (blackstripe livebearer) is the source of this 8240-nucleotide messenger RNA. It is a transcript of the gene gabbr2, whose product is annotated as gamma-aminobutyric acid (GABA) B receptor, 2. Gene Ontology annotation, cellular component: G protein-coupled receptor heterodimeric complex; membrane. Bases 807 to 3620 code for a protein of 937 amino acids. Gene Ontology annotation, molecular function: G protein-coupled GABA receptor activity. Gene Ontology annotation, biological process: gamma-aminobutyric acid signaling pathway; G protein-coupled receptor signaling pathway. The transcript has 19 exons. The record is from RefSeq and is a predicted model, not a curated record. Lineage: Eukaryota; Metazoa; Chordata; Actinopteri; Cyprinodontiformes; Poeciliidae.
CUCCUCCACGUUCAGUGCUCCCUCUUGCGCGCACGGCGAGCAGCGGCGGCGGCAGCAGCGCUUCUCUGACGCACUAUCGGAGAUGAGCAUCCCAGUCCCGCAGGCUGUCAGGACAAACUCUCCCGACCUCUCUCUUUUUCGGACUUGUGCAAUCAGCCUUUUCAACUUCAGCGCUGUUCCGUGUUUAUUUUUUUAUUUUUGUUGUUUUUGUCGCAUUACUGUCUUACCUCGAUUUCACAGCUUUUCCCCCACACACACACACACACACACGCACGCACACACACUGACUCCGCGUUUGGCAGUGAUGCACACAUUUGACAUCUCUUGGCUGGGGAUUUACUCCGGAGGAAAGAACUGUCAGCAAAAGUAAUUGAUUUCCAUCUACAUCUAUGGGCUUGUUUCUCCUCCGUGUUUGUCGGGCGUCGUUCAGAACAUCUUGUGAUAAGUGCUUCAGAUUAAAGCUUGAGGAGCUGUUGUGAAAUACACAAAAUCGUUCAGAUGACGGACACCGGGAAGCUGUAAAUCUCCCUCCGCGACGCGACUCUGAGCCCUUGGAAUAUUCUCACGGAGGUGUUUGGUACAAAAAGCAGCAAUCUUGCUUCCAGUUUGCCCGUACUGCGGGGUGGCUGCUGCGCAUGUUCUGCUUUAAAUGAGGAUUUUUUUUCCAUUCAGAGGUGGGCAUCUGAGCGUUCCGAAUUUGUGAUGCCCGGGCAGUGAGGUCUACGGCAGGAUUUCAUUCUGGUCUACCCCCCCUCCCUCCUCCUACCUCCCUACUCCCUCUGUCCCCUCCCGCCCUGCACGGCAGCAUGGCUCCAACCCGGAGGGACUGCAGCGGCUGGGAGAUGUGCCUCCCAGCGGGACGCCUGCUCCUCUUCGCGUUGCUGUUUCACCCCGGCGUGGCAAAGGUGUGCAACGACCGCACCAAACACGAACAGGACAACAGCUGGUUCCUCAAGAGGGAGGAAGCGUUGAACAUCAUGGUGCUGAUGCCAAUGAACGAGUCGGCCCUGAUGAGCAGCAUCAGCCAGGGAAUCGAACCAGCGGUUCAGCUGGCCAUCGAGCACAUCAACGACUCCGGAGAGUACCCGUUUUCACUCAUCACCAAAAUCUAUGACACUGAGUGUGACAAUGCUAAAGGACUGAGGGCCUUUUUUGAUGCCAUAUGCUACGGUCCCAAACAUCUGAUGAUCUUCGGAGGUGUGUGCCCUUCUGUGACCUCCAUUAUUGCAGAGUCUUUGGAGGGCUGGAAUCUGGUUCAGCUGUCAUUUGCUGCGACCACCCCGGUUCUGGCAGACAAGAAGAAGUACCCCAACUUCUUCCGCACCGUCCCAUCCGAUAACGCUGUGAACCCAGCAGUCAUCAAAUUCCUUAAUUACUACAACUGGAGCCGGGUGGGGACCCUCACACAGGAUGUUCAGAGGUUCUCAGAGGUGAGGAAUGAUCUGACCUAUGAACUGGAGAAAGCAAACAUUCACAUUGCAGAUACAGAAAGUUUUUCCAAUGAUCCCUGUGUCAAUGUCAAAAAACUGAAGGACAAUGACGUGAGAAUCAUCAUUGGGCAGUUUGAUCAGCAUUGGGCCUCUAAAGUCUUCUGUUGUGCAUAUAACUUGAACAUGUAUGGCAGCAAAUACCAGUGGAUCAUCCCAGGCUGGUAUCAACGAAACUGGUGGGAACAUGCGAACAACACCAACUGCACUUCCAGGAAGCUCCUUACAGCCAUGGAGGGAUACAUCAGUGUGGACUUUGAACCGCUCAGUUCUCGGCCAGUGAAGGGCAUCUCUGGCAGGACCCCGAAGGAAUAUGAGAAGGAGUAUUACAGGGAGCUCCAGCAGAAAGGUGUGGAGGCAAGCAAGUUUCACGGCUUUGCUUACGAUGGGAUCUGGGUAAUUGCAAAGACCAUGAACCGAGUAAGGGAACUGCUCCGGACAAAAGAAAGGCAAAAUAUGCAUCAGAACUUCACUGUGGACGAUCGGGAAGUGGGGAAAAUGGUGCUUGAUGUCAUGAAUGAAACUAACUUCUAUGGAGUUACAGGUCAAGUCAUGUUUCGUAAUGGAGAGAGGAUGGGCACAAUAAAAUUCAACCAGUUUCAAGAUGGUCAGGAAGUAAAAGUGGGAGAGUACAAUUCCAUCGCUGACAUUCUGGAUCUGCAGAACAACUCCAUCAGGUUCCAAGGUGUGGAGCCUCCCAAAGAUCGCACAUUUGUUCGUCUACAGCGGCGCCACAUCAAUGUGCCACUGUACAGCAUCUUGUCUACUAUAACCAUCCUGGGCAUGCUGAUGGCUGGGGCGUUCCUGUUCUUUAACAUCAAGAACCGAAAUCACAGACUAAUCAAGAUGUCCAGUCCAUACAUGAACAACCUGAUCAUCCUCGGAGGCAUGCUGUCCUACGCCUCGAUUUUCCUCUUUGGUCUUGACGGAGGUUUUGUUUCAGACAAAGAGUUUGAGACACUCUGCACUGUUCGGACAUGGAUCCUUAUUGUUGGAUACACAACUGCUUUUGGUGCCAUGUUUGCCAAGACGUGGAGGGUACAUGCCAUCUUCAAAAAUGUGAAGAUGAAGAAAAAGAUCAUAAAGGACCAGAAACUGUUGAUUAUCGUCGGUGGGAUGCUGCUUAUCGACUUAUGCAUUCUAAUUUGCUGGCAGAUCGUAGACCCUCUCAGGAGAACCGUGGAGGAAUACAGCUUGGAGGCGGACCCAGAAGGCCGGGACAUUGCCAUCCGUCCUUUCUUGGAGCACUGUGAGAACACCCACAUGACCAUUUGGCUUGGCAUCGUGUAUGCCUACAAGGGACUGCUAAUGCUGUUUGGCUGCUUUCUGGCGUGGGAGACCAGGAACGUGAGCAUCCCUGCCCUCAACGACAGCAAAUACAUCGGAAUGAGCGUGUACAACGUUGGCAUCAUGUGCAUCAUCGGCGCGGCGGUGUCGUUUCUGACCAGGGAUCAGCCGAACGUCCAGUUCUGCAUCGUAGCUCUCGUCAUCAUCUUUUGUAGCACCAUCACUCUCUGUCUUGUCUUCGUUCCUAAGCUGAUCACCAUGAGAACAAACCCAGAUGCAGCCACACAGAACCGGCGGCUAAAGUUCACCCAAAAUCAGAAGAAGGAAGAUUCCAAGACCUCCACCUCGGUCACCAGCGUGAACCAGACCAACACUUCCCGACUGGACGGGCUGCAAACUGACAACCACCGCCUCCGCAUGAGGAUAACCGAGUUGGAUAAGGAGCUGGAGGAAGUGACCAUGCAGCUGCAGGACACCCCAGAGAAAACUCCUUACAUCAAACAGAACCAUUACCCAGACGCCAAUAACAUCCUCAGCAUACGCAACUUUACAGACGGCAAAGAUGGAGAGAAAUCGAUACUGAAAAACCACCUGGAGCAAAAACCGCAGGCGCAGUGGGGCUCCAUGGAUCCUUCCAGAAUAAGCAGAGGUCCCCUGGAGGAUAUCAACUCACCUGAACACAUACAGCGUCGACUGUCCUUGCAGCUGCCUAUCCUGCACCACGCAUACCUACCUUCCAUAGGAGGGGUUGACGCCAGUUGCACCAGUCCAAAUGGAAGCCCGGGCUCCAGUCCGAGGCACAGACACAUGCCCCCUUCCUACAGGGUAAUGGUCUCUGGGCUGUGAGCUUCAUUCACUCCCCCACUUCGCUCUUUGUUGAGGAGACACAAAUGGUUCUUUUUUUCUACAACAAAUAGACUGAUAUUGUCAGCGUGUGUGCGUAUUCCGUCUUGGACUGAAAAGAAGAUGGGGUUGAACAAAGAGAGGGGGGGAGGGAUAAAGUUUUACUCGUCAUACCUCUGCACUCGGGUCUCUUGAGGACUGACGCCGUCAGUCAAAACUGGGUGGGGGAGGACGGUUGAUGCUUAACUACUACAUCCUCUCUUCUUAGGUCUGCUCACACACAUGCACAGUCAGACACCGAUAUCUACAACAGAGAUACACACCAAUAUCCAAGCACAGUGACACCCCAGCAGCAGCGGUGGACCAGCCCUAAUCUGACGUGUAGCCUUAUCUGCUUCAAAAGGGAUUGUUUCCGUUUCUUAUCUGUUUUAUGUGCUAUAUGUGCUUGCAGCUACAUGUGAGCCACACCAACUUAAACAUUUCACUGCUUCGGUGACUGGAUACGAGUUUGGGAGCAACGAGAGGAAUUGUCGAGAUCCAACUAAAGAGAGCGUUAAAGGAAGCACCCCUGUCCACUUCUCAACGUUGUGCAGAAAUGUAAAUAUCAUCGCUUUUGACACUGAUGUACUGUAAGCUUUGUAAAUGCUGUGAAUGGACAAAUUUAUAGGAUUUAAGUGUGGUGCUUGUAACAAAGGCAGAUGACGGCUUAUGAAAUAUAACAUCCUACGAAUCAGAUAUUUGACAGAGGCAUAAAUCUGUAAGCAUAGCUGUUAAUAUAUUAGCUUACAAACAGCAUAGAUGCAUCAAAAUUUGUCCAGGUCCCAGGCCUCUAACUCGGAGUGAGCUGCACGUUGCUCUUUACUUUGUUCCACUUUGCUAUUUUUUCUAAACUCGUUCAUGUCAAAGACCUCCUGUCUGACUUUGUAAAGGCCUUCAUACUUUACAAUUUAAUCAGUCCGUCUGGAGUCAGACAGCAUGUUUUAUAGAAACAAUAAUGCUAUGCCUUUUUCACAGGUUUGAGAAAAUAGAGCAAAAAGAGAUCAAAGGAGUGUUUCACAGCUUUCUUUCUUUCUUUUUUUUGUUAACAUGUCAAGAAAUUCAAAUACACAGAUGUGCACGUAAAAGAAAAAAAAAAAACCCAAGAGAGCAUCCAGUGAAUCCAGGUGCUGUUGGCGCUUAGUGAUGGGUGGGGUCACACUGAAGCUUGCAGACUGGUUUUUAUAGACUGUUAAGUUGUCUAUCUGAACUUGUUCUCAUGUCUUACCAGCACAGUUUUUAGAGCAACGGGGUGCAGCAAUAGCACAAAAUUACAAGACUUUUGAGGUGAAACUUUGCGAUGAGGGAUAAAACGAAAACAGGCGAUGUUGGAGAAAAUGUAGGUCUACCAGGUCCACGGCUUGAUUGGACUAAAACGGUUGACCUGAAUUUCCACGCACAGCAGCAACGACAGUCGGCGCGUUGAAGUCUCGCGUAAUAAGCCCCACACCUGUCUGCAGCGUUGGUUUCUAAGUCGGCGAUGCCACCUCUGCUGGUCACGGUGAUUUAGCACAGACAUAGGGCUUUCUCUCACAGAUGAUACAGAGUACCAGGAUAGAUCAACCCACACUUGGCAACAGUGAACAUACCUCAGUUGCUACAGAAAUGUAUAUCAGUGCCGCUGAGCUUCACCCAAGACCAUCAUAAAGAGAAUCGCUGUUCUUCGUUAAUUUUUUUUUUUUCCUAAUGCGGGAGAAAAAGUCAAAGGAGGACUCUGCAGGAAAAAUACUUUUUUUUACCCAGAGCGGCAAGGUUCGUUCUCAGCAUAUUGUUUCACCAUUGGUGUCUUGGUUUUUAUUUUUUUUAAGGCGUUUCUUGAGCGCCGUGCCUGUUGUCUUAUAUUGUAGCCUGCGAGACCCACACUACAUACGAAAGGGUCGAAACUGCGCUUACCCAGCAAAGUACAUCGGCCACACAUCUGUAAAUCGAACAAUGUGUCACAGACUAAUCUAAAGUCCAUGUGUCCAAGACCGGGGACAGCUUUGGGAGUACAUGGCGAAAGCUCCACUCCAGCCGGAGGAUAUUUCUCCAUAAAUACAGUCAAACUUCUCAGAAAAGUUGGGGAGGAUUCAGAGCUGAAGUCGGGGAGACGAGGAUCUUUUGUCAGACAUAUUGAGGUUUGAGCUCCUCCCGUUUCCAGGCCCCUGCUAUGAUGCACAGGAGCAGGAGGGGGGAAAAAAACAACCCAAGCACAGACCUCAAAAAGGAGUCAUGACUUCUCCUGCAUCUUUGCCAACCAGAGAAUCACAGUCACAGAACAUGUGAGUGGGAGACAUUUCCAGAGGGUUGGAUCUUCCUUCAGGAGAAGCAAAAAAACUAACCGCACAUUUUAUAUAUUACAUUAUACGUGAUUGUGUACAACUUUGCUGAUACCCUGAUGAUGGUGUCCAUGUAUGGAGUAUUUGGUAUUUGGCUUUCUCAAGAUGGCAUGAAAUAAAAUGUAUAAUUCACAGAGUUACCUCUGUUUUUUUGUUUUGUUUUUGUUUUGUUUUUGCAACUGUUGUGACAAAGCUAUGCUGUUGCUUCCUCACAUCACCUGUAAUUUGAUUUUAUCAUGAAAGGAUCCACACCCCUGUUCAAAAGUAAUAUAUUUCUGAUCUAAAACAGACCCUGAUACGUCUUUACCACCUUUAACCUGACAUAUAACUUGUACCAUUCAACCAAACAACCAAUUUGUUAGGGUGGAACGAGUGCAAUAACGUGUUUAGAUUCAAUUUUAGCAUGCAGCGCUCUGAGGGAGUUAAUAAAAAUGCUGCAUUUAGGUGUAACCACAUUUACUCCCUCUACCUUGUGGGUAGAAGUAAAAAUCUUCUAUACUGAAGUCAUUCUAUUGUUGAUAUAAAUGUAUGAUUAGACUCACUGUGGUGUUGGAAAAUUACAACCUCUCUUCAUCUUCAGCUUUCCAGAAGACAUUUGAAAUGCUUGGGUCAGAAUGGGACUGGAGUUUGGAAAAAAAAAACAGCGCAGCUGAAGAGAAGAAACCCCCAGAGCAUUAUGCAGCCACCACUAUGUUUCAGUGUGGGUGUUGUUUUGGUGACAUGCUGUACUGUUUUUGUGCCAAAUCACCUUUUAGUUCUUGUUUAGUUUUAUUUCAUAAAUAAUAAUAAUAAUAAUAAUAAUAAUAAUUAAUAAUAAUAAAUGAAAAAAGUGUCCUACCAGGGUUUGUAUUAUUUAAUCCAGACCUGGAUGUUUUUUGUUUUUUUUUAGGAGAAAACACUUCUGAUUAGUAAUCUUAUUUAUUCAGACAUUUUGGGGAAUACAGAUUGUCACACGUAUAAUUCAACAAGCACUUAGAAACUUGCGCAGCUUAUCUACUGGAGUCACAUAUGGGUCCAUCAUUUACAUUUUUUUACCAUUUGCCCUGAAAUAUUAUAUGAGUUAAUAUUGUACAGAACUUAUGCCAAAUUAAAGGUGGAAUUUGUUUUUAAGAGUAUCAAAAAGAAUAUUUUAUGUCCCCAAAAAUCAGAUUUUCAACAGGGGUGUUCACACUUUUUAAAUCCACUGUAGUUCCUUACAAGCGUUCCUUUAUUUUUAUUUAUUUAUCUUUUGUUUACCUCUUGAUCAGUUCGCACAUGUCAAAGCCAAGAUGCUCAGUGGACUAACUAAAUAUCAUCUCAUCUAACAUGCUACUGAUUUAGCACCUGUUCACUGAGGGCAAUAAAAUGAAGGUAGCAGCUAUCGAACAAACCUACUAUAAUCUGCUUGUGUGAUUUAAAACGAUUAUGAAAUCAUUUUAUCUGAUCAGUCCAAAAUAUCAAAUGCAGAUCAUCAGGUGUGUUUUUCUUUUUUUUUAUGUGCCCUACUUUUAUUCUAAUACGAUUUAUUUCAGUUGUUCUCAUAAAUGAAUAAAUUUUACAAAUGCAAUUGUGGUGGGUCAAGGGCUCAUAAGUAACCUGUAAUAAAUAGCUUCAUGCUGAUGGUUUGUAUUUGCCACAGGUCUUUUUACCUUCUCAGUUUGAAGAUCAACGUGACAUACCUGAGGACAUCUUUGUAUGUUUCGUCGUCAGGUUGACUGGAGAAAAACAACACAAACUAAGCUAUGUUAUACCAACAAAGAAUAUAUAUAUUACGUGGCGACACACAAAGGUCCAUGCUGUUACUGUUUUGUCAGUUUUGAUAUGUGGUACCACAUAUGGUAUUCUGUUCAAUUAAAACUUUAAAAUGGUGAACAAAAACCUAUGUUAAAUACAACAUGUUCAAGAGGGGCAAUAAUUUGUUUUCUUAUUACGGAAAGAAUAGAGAACUAUAUAUAUAAAUAUAUAUAUGUAUAUGUAAAGAUCUUUACGUACAUUCUCAUUUUUACAUAGGAAACAUUUCACAAAUCUGAAGUCUUCUUUUUAUUUACAGUAUCUGUAACUAUGUUAUGUACAGAUGAGGUCUAGAUAUGAAAAUCUUGUAUAAAAUGAGUAUCACACUUGGAACACCUGAACAUUUUUUGAGCCAUUGGUUGUUAUUUGGGGAGGGAAAGAGGGAUGAGGAGGGCAGGGCGAUGGGGAUAUUUGAAAAACAUUCUUCUUUUGUUGUCUGAAUGUUAUGGGCAGCCUUUACUUUUCACAUCAUCGUUAAAUAAAGUGUGACUGAAAAUAA